AUGAGCCAGCAACCCGACGGAGAGCCAUUGGUCUCCUCCCUCUGGACGAGGUCUCUCCUGUCCGGCGCUGUCGCAGGCCUAACCGUCGACUGCUCUCUCUACCCCCUCGACACCAUCAAAACCCGCCUCCAAAAGGCACGCGACCCCACCGCACCCCAAGCAACCCGGGUCUCUCUGCGCCAAACAGUCCGUGGAAUCUACGCCGGUCUCCCCUCCGUCCUCUUCGGCUCCGCUCCCUCCGCCGCAUCCUUCUUCAUCGUCUACGACGGCGUCAAGCGCCAGCUCCUUCCCCCGACCACAGGCUCGGCACCCUCCGAAGCACCCUCCCGCGCCCAUGUCUUCUUCACACACUCCGUUGCCUCCUCACUGGGUGAGAUCGCCGCUUGCGCUGUGCGCGUGCCGACCGAGGUCGUCAAGCAGCGUGCUCAGGCUGGCCUAUUCGGUGGCUCGACUCUGCUUGCCUUGAAAGAUAUCUUAUCUUUACGACAUGCCGCGCCUCCUCCUUCUCCAACUGCGGGGACAAAUGCAACCGGAGCUGCUACCGCCGCGGCCCCUGUGAAUCGGGGCUAUGGCCAGGUAUUCCGCGAACUGUACCGCGGUGCCGGUAUCACGAUCGCGCGCGAGAUCCCCUUUACCGUGCUCCAGUUCACCAUGUGGGAGUCUAUGAAGGAAGGAUAUGCCCAACGCUACCUCCGGAAAACAGAUGUUGGGUCUGGAGCGGUCAUUCAGGAGCAGAUCCCCGCUUCGACGAGUGCCAUGUUUGGUAGCGUUGCGGGUUCUAUUGCAGCCGGCCUGACUACCCCCUUGGAUGUUAUCAAGACCCGCGUUAUGUUGGCCCGUCGUAGCGAUGGUGCCGGGUCUCCGGUUCGUGUUAAGGAGAUCGUGCGGGGAAUUGCGCAGGAGGGAUUGGGUGCCUUCUGGCGUGGAAUUGGGCCGCGUGUGGCAUGGAUUGGUAUUGGUGGUGCUGUCUUCUUGGGCAGUUAUCAGUGGGCGUGGAAUACGUUGGAGAAUAACCAGCGAGCGGAGGACGAGUGA
Penicillium cinerascens is the source of this 1035-nucleotide messenger RNA. Its product is annotated as putative mitochondrial carrier protein (Pet8). The transcript has 2 exons. Gene Ontology annotation, molecular function: S-adenosyl-L-methionine transmembrane transporter activity. The coding region runs from base 1 to 1035 and encodes 344 amino acids. The record is from RefSeq and is a predicted model, not a curated record. Gene Ontology annotation, cellular component: mitochondrial inner membrane. NCBI's taxonomy places the organism in Eukaryota, Fungi, Ascomycota, Eurotiomycetes, Eurotiales, Aspergillaceae.